Sardina pilchardus (European sardine) is the source of this 1383-nucleotide messenger RNA. RefSeq lists its product as uncharacterized. The transcript has 5 exons. The record is from RefSeq and is a predicted model, not a curated record. The coding region runs from base 1 to 1383 and encodes 460 amino acids. NCBI's taxonomy places the organism in Eukaryota, Metazoa, Chordata, Actinopteri, Clupeiformes, Clupeidae.
AUGUCUCCGCGGGAAGCUCGCGGUAUGAAGUCUCAAGUCAAUAUUGCAAGUCGCAAGAAAUCGUCGUGCAACCCGUUCUCCGAGGGAGAGGAGGCCUCGCUGCUGGCUCCAGAGCAAUUACAGUUUGACACAGUUUCCCCUGGUGGAAGUGAAGAGGAUGCAGAGAAUGAGUGCUCUGAUGCUGAGGAAGACGCACCUCCAAGGAAAAGACUGAGAGCUGAAAACACCUGGAAGAAAGUAAUCAACAAGAAAAGAAGAAUGGUUGGGAAGUCAUCCACAACGUCCAAACAGUAUCUGGAGCCUGUGUUCCAGUCGAUGGCUGAUCUGUAUGCAGUGUUUUGUCGCGCUGCAGCAGAGAAGAGUGUGAGACCUUUGUCAAGACAAGUGUUUGCAGAUGAGUUCAAGCGUCUCAACCUAGGCCUUUACCACCCAAAAAAGGACCAAUGCGACACCUGUUGUGCUUUCAAGACCGGAAACCUUCCUGAUGACGAGUGGCAGCAUCACCUCCUUAAAAAAGAAGAGGCCCGCGCCGAAAAGAUGUCCGACAAAAGCAAGACCAACAGCAACAUCAUGGUCAUAUGCAUGGAUUUACAAGCGCUCCUUUUGUGCCCAAAGCUAAAGGCUUCUGCCUUGUAUUACAAGACAAAGCUGGCAGUUCACAAUUUUACUGUGUACAACAUGCUGACACACAGUGCCACAUGUUAUGUCUGGCAUGAAGGCGAGGGAUCCCUAUCUGCCAGUGAGUUUGUUUCAUGCGUGGUUGACUACCUCUCUGCACACACUGAGCCGGACACAUUUAUUCUGUGGAGUGACGGCUGCGGAUAUCAGAACCGGAAUGCAGUUCUAAGCAGUGCACUUCUUCUGUUCGCCAUGAAGAAAAACAAAGUCGUCAUCCAGAAGUACCUUGAGAAGGGCCAUACUCAGAUGGAAUGUGAUUCCGUUCACAGUGUCAUCGAGAGACGUCUGAGGGACCAGGAUGUCUAUGUCCCAGCGGAGUAUGUCAGUCUCAUGAAGAGGGCCCGUGUGAAGCCUCAUCCAUAUGAUGUCAAAUACAUUGACCACACCUUCUUCCAGGACUUCUCCAAGCUGAGGCUCUGCAAGUCUCUGCGCCCUGGAGUGAGGCCUGGUGACCCAACUGUCCAUGAUAUCAGAGCCAUCAGAUACAACAGCAAUGGAACAAUGGACUUCAAGAUCAACCACUCUGAUGACUGGCAUCCACAUCCGACUCACCAACUCCGAAACUCCAUCUCAGACAACCACCCAGUCACCCCACUCUAUUCAGACCGACUGAGGAUCAAAGAGCUGAAAUUCAAUCAUCUCCAGGACCUGAAGGGAGUCAUCCCAAAGGACUACCACAGCUUUUAUGACAAUUUGCUUCAUUAG